Messenger RNA from Laccaria bicolor S238N-H82, 2206 nucleotides. RefSeq lists its product as uncharacterized. Bases 1 to 2160 code for a protein of 719 amino acids. The record is from RefSeq and is a predicted model, not a curated record. Gene Ontology annotation, molecular function: protein binding. Lineage: Eukaryota; Fungi; Basidiomycota; Agaricomycetes; Agaricales; Hydnangiaceae. The transcript is spliced from 7 exons.
AUGCCCAAGGAUCAGCGUACAGUGACUUCUUCCCGGACCGUAUGGCCCCAGGUCAUGAACCCCUGCGUCAGGAAUCUCGCUCAUUACGGCUUCUCGCUCAGCGCAGACGAGUCGACUGACAACACCUAUUUCCUCGGGCGUGGCUUUCAAAAUUGGAACACCUUCGAUACACGACGUCAAAAGCGCGACAAACUGAGGUCUCCGCGCUUCCCGCUCUCGUCAAUCCCUCCCUGGUCCGCGAGCCGCAUUGCGAGUAUGGGCAAGCUCAAGAUUCCAACCAAACUCGGUCGACAUGCUUUAGAACUAUCACACCCUCUACCAACCUCUCCAACACCAGAUCUCUGCGCUUCUAACCGACAGCCAAACGAAACUGAAGUAGCUCGCAUCUUACAUGCUAUCAGCCAGGCCGAAAGUGAUCUCGCGGAGCUUGCGCAGGAAAUCAAGACCAACCCACGAGAUGCAAAGGUUCGACAACGGUACAUCGCUUGCAGUCACUUCCUUGAAGAACACAAAGGUCCCUUAUCCCCGGUACGCCGGUUGCCAUACGAGGUCUUGGCGCAGAUUUUCGAUUUUUGUGCGAACGAUUUGGAACCGUGUUGGACGGUUCCCUCGUGGACCUUGGCUCAGGUGUCACGUCGAUGGAGGGCUGUUGCAUUGACUUUUCCGGAGAUUUGGGGUGUUGUCCCUCCGAUAAGGUUUCCAAUGAAGGAUAACGGGGAAAAAACUGUUCCAGUGCUGAAGGAGGUCCUCCAUCGUUCAGGCGAGCACCCGCUUUCUAUACACAUCUCUUCUGACGAGAAUGGUGUCGUUGAUCAUGCCAUCUUUCAACUCCUCAUCAAACAUUGCAUGCGGUGGCGAAUCGUUGUUAUGGAUCUUGAAGUGCGUGAUUUUAUGGCACUUACGCAGUUCAUCCGGCAUCGUUUGACCUCCUUAUAUUCACUCAAAAUAACUGUUCGAAUGCCGCACGAUGAGGACUAUGUCCUUGAAGCGUUCAGCAUCGCUCCCAUGCUGCGAGAGGUGGAAAUCGAUUGCCCGCGGGUACAGCUCCUUAUUCCUUGGGAGCAAUUGACGAGAUAUACAGAGCGCUCUACGGAUUCUACCGGCGUCAUACAGGUCCUCAGCGUCUCUUCCGAGAUCAGCUAUUUCUCUUACUCUACGCGGGCUAUCGUUUCUAUCCAAGGUCACCUCCAACCAAAAACGCUCACUAAUAUGACUACGUUGCAUCUCAACUUCUACAAUCCAUGGGUAUCGGGCACCUCGAUUAUUGCAAGCCUCAUCUUACCCACUCUUAUCGACCUCCACGUUCGGUCUUUAGACGCCUCACUAGUGGACGACCUCAUCGACCUAACUCUCCGUUCGAUAUGCGCGUUGGAGAAGCUCUCCAUACACUCCUUGCCCAUCAAAGGCGGUGUCACGAGGAUUCUACUUUUCACUCCCUUUCUUACCGAAUUCAAAUGCAAUGACUUCACAACCGACGACCUAGAACGCCUCGUCGCUAUCCCCGGAAUCCCCUCCGUCGUGCCCCGCCUCCGAAAGCUCGUCCUCCACCUGGACACGCCCGUGAGGGAACUCAACAAUAUGAUCCUAAGUCGGCAUUCACGCAGGGAGAACGUCGCGCUGGAAUCUCUAACGCUGAUAUUCACGAAUGCAGUUGAGUGUUUUGAAGCACAGUGCGUGCUGGAAGGCUGGGAUAAGGUGGAUGGAAAGCUUGGAGGGGUGAUUGGGGAAUGGAGAGCGGACCUUGAGAAGGAGCUGAUUAACUGGGUGACACCUAGUCGGGAAGGCUCGUGGAAUACGGCGAUGAUGAACGUGAAAGUGACGCAUCAGCUAGGGAUUCAUUUCCGGACGCUGGAGAGCUAUGAGUUCUCGGACGCCAAGUAUAUUUAUCAUUCCGGGAUUCAUAUUGUGAUGAAGAAAGUGGGCAAUAUGGUGACAAGCGGUCUUCCUCAGGUCGAGGCCUACAAUUUCAAGGAGAGAGCUCGUGCUCUUGUUGACAAAUGGGAGCCGCUCCUUCUCUUAGAUCUGCCUAACCGCCACUGGAUACGUCGGGGCGUGGCGACUCUGGAAUAUGUGCCUGAUUCUAGCGAUUUACGACAUUCUGCGGCAGGAAUACAUGAUAUUAUUUUUGGUGCGGAUAUGGGUGGACUUGAUCUCGUGUAGCCUAUUGGAAUCCUAUAUUUUUAUCAGGGAACUAGUCCCUAGUUCA